Messenger RNA from Chenopodium quinoa (quinoa), 1113 nucleotides. RefSeq lists its product as uncharacterized. Lineage: Eukaryota; Viridiplantae; Streptophyta; Magnoliopsida; Caryophyllales; Amaranthaceae. The record is from RefSeq and is a predicted model, not a curated record. The coding region runs from base 1 to 1113 and encodes 370 amino acids. The transcript has a single exon.
AUGAAGCAGGUCUGGAGACCCUUUUCCAACCCGCAGCUGCUAGUCUCCAAAGUUUUUCGUGCUCGAGCGUCCUUUCUUUCCAACAACCCCAGCACUCGGACCCUAUAUUCUGGUCGUUAUUCUUAUGGCCUUCGGGGGUUACUAAAGGCGAACGCUCUUUUGAAACAAGGUUGCAGCUGGAAAAUUGGCAAUGGUUUGUCUACUCCAGCUGGCUCUGCUCGGUGGGUCAAUGGGUGCAUUCCGGAGUUCAAACCUGGUAUUUCUUUGCCAAAUUUGGCUCCUCAUAAUGUCAUUUUUUUCAUCAAUCAUCAGACGAUGGGGUGGGAUACUGCUAAAGUUGUCGCCUCCUUUGUUCCUGCGGAUGCUUCCUCUAUCCUGGUACUGGAGGCCCCUAAUACAGCUCAGGAGGAUUUUUGUUAUUGGGCGGGUACUUCUUCUGGGAAGUACUCGGUUAAAACUGGUUAUGCUAUGCUUCAACAACAACUUUAUUCUACUUCCACACAUUCUGCUACUGACUCUUUCUGGAAGAUUCUUUGGUCUCUCCCGUUACAACCAAAAUGGAAGUUGUUCUUAUGGAAACUGCUACACCGUGCUCUUGCGAUCAAGGUGGAGCUCUAUCGCAGAGGAGUUCCGAUUCAAGACGUUUUUUGUGACCUCUGUCGUUCGGAACCAGAGGAUUUACAACACUUAUUUAGAAUGUGCGUUACUGCUCGAUCGGUUUGGAGGGGUGGAUGUCUUGGCAUUCACUCAGAAUUUAAUGGAGACCUUUCUCUUUCAGAUUGGAUCCAAUAUUAUAUCCGACUUUUUAUCAGUCUGGAUGGUCCUUCUAGUACUCGCCUGGGUGCCUUUGUUGGUACGCUUUGGACCUUGUGGUUAAGUCGUAAUUCUAGAAUCUUUAGGGAUUCUUCGGCGUCUCGACCUUUUGAUUCUUUAUUAGCAGAGGUCAUGGAUAACCACUCAAUCUUCGUCAAUUCGGAAGCCCCUGCUAGUUCUCCUAAUGAGGCGGGUGUAGUGGCUGGUGACUCUUCUCCGCCUGGGUUUUACAUGGCUCAGCUUGGCCGACCCCCAGGGGAGCCCUUUGCUUUCUCUUCAAGUAGAUGGCUCAUGGUUUAA